GCAAGUUUUGAUCAUUUUUAUACAGAUUGACUGAACAUUUCGUUUCAAUUCAAGUCAUUGAUAGUAAUGUCUCGACCAAAGAGAACUGUGAGUAGCUGGUUACAGUCAUCAUUUGAUGUUGAUGAGCAUUGUGAAUUUGUGCCCAACAAAAAAACCACAUACCAAGCAAUCAAAGAUGAAAAGCUAGAGGAUUUUGACAGUUUUAAUACAAGUGUUUCAUACAAAAAGAAACCAUGUCACAAUUUAGCAGCUUUGUUGGCUGCCUGUGCACCAAAAAAGCCAGCUGAAUUGGCUAUCAGUAGACAAAAGCAGGGGGAAAUCUCUAAAUGGUUUCAGGAAAAGGUGAAACAUGGACAGCCAAGUCUUUUAGUAAUUUCUGGGCCUUCUGGCUGUGGCAAGACAGAGGCUUUUAAAGUGAUUGCCAAGGACAAUAAGUUUGAUGUUGUGGAGUGGAUUACACCAAUGGAUCAAAUUAUAGAUGAAAACAAUAGAAUAAUGCGUCAAGGAGAGAGAUUUGAAGACUUUCUCAUAAGGGCCACACGUUACAGUUCAGUAUUGUCUGAUUACUCCAGGAGAUUAUUAUUAGUUAAAGAUAUACCUAAUUGUUACAUAGAAGGAAAAGACGACUUUGCAGGUUUGUUAAGAAAGUAUUGCCAGUAUGGAAGAGAACCACUGGUAUUCAUAAAUACAGAUACUGGAAGUUCAAAGCUAAUGAUGACUUUGUUCUCUCAAAGUAAUCGUGAUUAUUUUAAAAUUGACUUAAUCAAUAUCAAUGCUUGCACACCAACAGCUUUGAAAAAUGUAAUGAAAAGGGUGUCAACCACCUUAAAUUCUAAAGCUAAAGACAUUUUACGUGUUACACAGCAACAAAUAGAUGAAGUGUUGUCAAAUAACAUUGGUGAUGUUAGAAGUGCUCUUUUAAAUUUGAUAUUUUGUUCCUUAAAAGUUCAGCACACACAUGAAAGCGAAUGUACUGUAAGAGAAGAAACUCUUGGCCUUCUUCAUGCUAUUGGUCGCGUUAUUAAUCCAAAAAAAGUAGCAGAAAAAAAGUUUUUACAAUUUGUUCACAAUCCUGAUGAAUUGGCAUCAUGCUUUCAAACACAAGCCAACACAUUUAUAAACUUUGUACACGAAAAUUAUCUAAAUACUUUGGGCUGCAAUGUUGAUGGUGCAGCUAUGGCCAUUGAUGUUAUAAGUUUAGCUGAUGUCUUCAAUUCAGAAUGGAGGAAUCAUCACAUGACUAAGUUGGCACUUUCUCAUUGCGUUAGAGGAGUGAUGAUUGCUAUCGACAAACCUGUUCCUAACUGGAAUCCUGUUCGAAAGCCCGCAAACUCAAUAAAUAACUUACAAAGAAAUUUCGCUCUUGCUGAAGUGGAAUGGUAUGAAAGAUAUAUAAAUCCAAAAGUAAAAAAACCAAUCGAUAUUGAGUUAUCUGAAUCAAUAAUUGAAGAAAUCUCUGAUUGGUAAUCAAUGAUUUCGUGGUUAAUGUUUAUUUGUAGUUAAGAGAUCAAUGUAAUUAAUGUAAAUUAUCAAAUUGAAUAAACUCAUUUUUUAUAAUUCGGCCAUAUUUUUAUUUUCUUUAGAUUAUCCACGUAUCUACAGCAGACAAUUUUUUUUUUUUUUUUUCAUACAGAUAACAUGAUUAUAAUUAUUAACCACUUCAUUUUCAUGACUAUAGUUAACAAGAUUUUUUUUAAUGCAAAUAAUUAAAAGAUACUUUGUAAAUUACAUAAUAUAAUACAUACAUAAAUAUGAUACAUUACAUUGAAUUAUGCAUACUAUAAUUUUGUCUCUUAGCAAGAAGUUUCAUCUAUUCUUGUCCAAAUACUUAUUUACCUACUUGCUUCCAUGAAUACACAGACCUAACCAAAGCCUUAAAAAAAAAAAAACUAAAAGUUGUUUUUUUUUGCACGUGCACAGGGUACAGUAUUGGUUUUAAUUUUCUUCAUUUUAAUCGAAUACGAAAUAAAAAUUCGCAUUUCUUCAUCUCAGCUAUUUCUUUCAAGUGAUUCAACGUCUGCGUAUAUACAAAAAAUGUUAACAGAAAAAUUAUAAUUGCGUAUUUGUAUAAAUAUCGUUGGUUCGCGUGUUGCUGCUUAUUAAACAAAUGCAGUUAUUGGAAUGUCGAUUAAUUCAAUGUCAAAUUAUACAUGUUUUUUGUUCAUUCCCAUAGUUACUUAUUCUAAAAUGUGGAGUGCGUCGCACAGCGACUUAACGUUUUUUCUAAACAUAAAUUCAUCUGUUUUGAUUCAUUAAGGCAAUUAAUGGACUUUCAACGGCAAACAAUUUGCCAGUGCUUAUUUGACGUGUUUAUUUUUUCUAUAAUUGAAUAACAACGCAACGAGAUAGCGAAGUGCAUUGCCUAUUUCAAUUGGUUAAAAUAUAUUUUACCUAAGUGAGUCCUAUUCAUCUCUUACACAUACGU
This is a messenger RNA of Copidosoma floridanum, 2425 nucleotides long. It is a transcript of the gene Rad17, whose product is annotated as Rad17 checkpoint clamp loader component. Gene Ontology annotation, molecular function: chromatin binding; DNA clamp loader activity. Gene Ontology annotation, biological process: mitotic DNA replication checkpoint signaling; DNA repair; DNA damage checkpoint signaling. NCBI's taxonomy places the organism in Eukaryota, Metazoa, Arthropoda, Insecta, Hymenoptera, Encyrtidae. The record is from RefSeq and is a predicted model, not a curated record.